Molecule: messenger RNA, 1874 nt
Organism: Chenopodium quinoa (quinoa)
Lineage: Eukaryota; Viridiplantae; Streptophyta; Magnoliopsida; Caryophyllales; Amaranthaceae
Product: 3-ketoacyl-CoA synthase 11-like
Exons: 2
Coding region: 149-1711 (520 amino acids)
Biological process (GO): fatty acid biosynthetic process
Cellular component (GO): membrane
Molecular function (GO): acyltransferase activity, transferring groups other than amino-acyl groups
Source: RefSeq, a predicted model, not a curated record
UAAGUAGUUAAAAACAUUUAUUGCUUACUUAGAUUCUUUUUCACUUUUAUUGGCUAUAAAGUGUUGAAACCAACUAUUGCCCUUCAUACAAACACCCUUACUUUUUUUUUUUUUUUUUUUUUUUUUUCCCUCUACCUUAUCACCAACUAUGGCUGAUCAAGUUAAACCCAACUCAAAAAUUCCAAUAAUUUCUUCAAAUGAUACAAAAAAUUUCCAACCAUCAAUUAAACUCAAGUAUGUUAAGCUAGGCUACCAUUAUCUCAUCUCAAACGCGGUAUACCUGGUUGUCGUAACAUUCCUAGCCAUAUUAUCAUCCGCUCCAUUGUCAGCCCUAGUUACAACCCAAAACUUGGAUCAUCUUUGGAACCUCUUAAAACUUAACCUUUUCACAGUAGCUUUGUGUCUUUCUAUAUUAGUCUUUUUAGGCACGGUACACAUUAAGAGUCGCCCUAAGACGGUCUAUCUAGUCGAUUUUGCGUGUUGUAAACCCGAGUCAUCACGUAAAGCCACUAAGGUAACGUGCAUGGAGAGAAUUGUCAAAUAUGGUACGUUCACUAAUGAAAACAUUGAGUUUCAAAGGAAGAUUUUCGAGAGGUCCGGUGUUGGAGAUGAGACUUAUUUACCAGAUUCCGUUAUUACGAUCCCUCCUAAGCCGACCUUAGCCGAGGCUAGGAAGGAAACGGAGAAGCUCAUGUUUGAUGCUAUUGAUGAGCUUCUUGCAAAGACAGGGAUUUUGACUAAGGAAAUUGGGAUACUAAUUGUGAAUUGUAGUGUGUUUACGCCUUUGCCCUCGCUUUCGGCCAUGAUCGUUAAUCGUUACAAGCUUAGAGGUAACAUUAUAACGUACAAUCUUGGUGGAAUGGGGUGCAGUGCUGGUCUAAUUUCCAUGGAUCUUGCUAAAGAUCUAUUGCAGGUGCAUCCAAAUUCGUAUGCAAUGGUAGUAAGCAUGGAGAGCAUAACACAAAAUUGGUAUUGUGGUAACAACCGUUCAAUGCUCAUCCCAAACUGCCUUUUCCGAAUGGGCAGUGCCGCGAUCCUCCUCUCAAACAAGGCCAAUGAUCGUAGUCGAUCAAAGUACCGACUUGUUCACGUUGUACGCACACACAAAGGUGCAGAUGACAAGAGCUACAAAUGCGCCUACCAGCAAGAAGACGAACAAGGAUAUUGCGGUGUUGCCCUGUCUAAGGACUUAAUGGCCGUAGCAGGGGAGGCUUUAAAGACAAACAUCACCACUUUAGGACCUUUAGUCCUUCCCUUUUCGGAACAACUACUAUUUUUAGCCACAUUAGUGGCAAAAAAGGUGUUACGGUUGCACAAGAUUAAGCCGUAUAUACCGGAUUUUAAGCUAGCUUUCGAGCAUUUCUGCAUCCAUGCUGGAGGAAGGGCAGUACUCGAUGAACUUGAGAAGAAUCUCGAGCUUACUCCCUUGCAUAUGGAGCCAUCUAGGAUGACUCUUUACAGGUUUGGGAACACGUCUAGUAGCUCGUUGUGGUACGAGCUUGCCUACCUCGAGGCUAAGGGAAGAAUUCGAAAGGGUGACAGGAUUUGGCAGAUUGGUUUCGGAUCAGGAUUUAAGUGUAAUAGCGCGAUUUGGCAUGCUUUACGUAGCAUUGAUGCUGCUAAGGAGAAGAACCCUUGGAGUGAUGAGAUCGAUAACUUUCCAGUUCAUGUACCUCGAGUAGCAGCUGUUGAUGUGCAAACUAAGGGAUGAUGAAUUGAUGAGUUUAUGCUACCAAUUCAAUUAACUACUUAUGUAAAAUAUUUGCUGUUUAUCUUCGAUUUCUUGCAAUAGUUUCUCUUUUUCUAUGAUGUUAACCAAAAAUGGGGGAUGUGUUCAAAAUGAUCCAUGUAUUCUAUAAAAAUUAAAUUUGCAU